This is a messenger RNA of Lasiosphaeria miniovina, 1452 nucleotides long. RefSeq lists its product as uncharacterized. Lineage: Eukaryota; Fungi; Ascomycota; Sordariomycetes; Sordariales; Lasiosphaeriaceae. The record is from RefSeq and is a predicted model, not a curated record. The coding region runs from base 1 to 1452 and encodes 483 amino acids. The transcript is spliced from 4 exons.
AUGGGCCAGGUAUUUUCUUGCUGCUUCCGCUUCGCCGACAUCGAGUACGAGGAUGACCCUCGCCCGAAGUAUCAAUACGUCUGGAACGGACAAACUUGGUUCCUCUACGAUACUUUUUUGGUGGGCUUCGCAAGCUUGCAUUCCAAGUCGCCAAAACACCAUAGGCGGGUACACUUCAGCGAUUCCGAGUCCCCUCCCGCAUCUCAUCAUCGCGCAACUCCCGUCAGGAGAGAAACCCUGUCGGCGAUUCCUCGUCACGGCCAGCCUGCAGAGUCGCCUACGAGAGACGCGCGGCAAGAUUCAAUAAUGGAAGCUCCGGGAACUCCGUAUCUACAGCCCCCGACGGUCCCCCAGACGGCCCCCCCGCAGAAUCUCCCCUCUCAACCUCCCCAUCCAAUUCCGACGGUGGCCCAAACGGGCCAGCAAGUUUUCGGAAAUUAUCCCCCUGGCUUCCAGCCAUCACUAGUUCCUCAUGACCCGCAAGCCCCUUAUCCUCACGGAUUUCCUACCUUUCCCGCCAUAGCAGGCCAGCAUCCAAUUGCGCCUCCUCCCGGCUUUGUUCCUGGCCUUGUCCCCGGUUUCGUCCCUCCUCAGCCACCGCCCCAGGAGCAUCGAGGACCUACGGGAGUAGGCGUAAACUUUCAGCCCCAGGUUCCCGACACCAACAUGGGACCCCAGAUGCAUCUCUAUACCCCCAGAUACGACGGGCUCCCUCCUGGGGCUGUCUGGGGCCAUCACGGCUUCCACCAGGCUGCUGCCCAAUCAUAUCCCCAGCAUCUCCCUCAGGCAUACCCCCAGGCUCAAGCUCAGCAAUACCACCCAUACCAGCUCUAUGCUCAAAUGCACCAGGGGAAUCCCGUUGGGGAUCCUCGCAUGCAUUGGAACCAGGUGCUGCCACAGCAACCCGUUUUCCAAGGACCUGACCCCGUGGCCCAACAGACGGGCGGUGCCGCAAUUCCCCUCCAGCACCUGCCGGAAGCGCCCAUCGCCAUUGCUCCAAUGACUGCACCUCUUGUGCCGACCCUCGUUCAGUACCCCCCUGGUCUCCAGCCUUUCAUGCAGCCCCAGGUGGUCCAUGGUACCGCUAUUCCUGUCCCCAACCCAGCGGGAGGUCAGCCGGUCUAUGGCCAAGUGCCUCCACAGGCCAUCACAGGUAACGCUCCUCCGAUGGGUGCAGCACCUGUUCCGAAUGUGCAUUUUGAGGCCGCCAUGGGUGUCGGCUUGACGGGCAGCCAGGUGGCGAUGAGAAUUGAUCAGUGGGCUUAUAAUACCAAUAUCGACGAGCCACAGGACUUCAAACCCGCUGACGACAACGCGCUCCGCGAAUACCGGGUCCGCGAGGCUGACGGCAGCUGGUCUGUCAAGAACCGAAUGACGAUUGACGACCUUGGAGACUGUCGCUGGUACAUUGACAACCACGGCAUCUUCUACGCUGUCCGCUCGGGACUGUGA